CGUUGGAACGCCGGCACGACAAGGGCCGCCGGGCCUACGGAACCCACAUCUACCGGUGAGGUUCACUUGACCGGGCGUCCGUCUUCGGGACAAGGAACGCCUCGGGUCGUUAUACGGCAUGAGACUUCGGAGCGGCCUGCUGCAGCCUCGAACCCGCAUCUACGCGCGGGGUUCGGGGGAGCGAGCGUCCGUCAUCGAGACGAGGAGCGCCUCGGGUCGUCGCCUUGCUCGAGGCCCCACGUCGGCCUGCUGACAUCUUGGAACCCGCUUCUACGCGCGAGGUUCGGGUUACCGGGCGUCCGUAAUCGAAACGAGCGCUUUGGGCCGUCUUCUUGCUCGAGACUUCGGAGUGGCCUGUUCGCGUCUACGGAGCUGUGGGCCGUCCACCUUUUCCUGCCCCCAUGCUGCUGCGUCUGCUCUUCCACGCCGGUCCUCAUCCUACCAGCGAAUGUUCCACCCCAAAGACUCUUGGAAUCUCACCAUGCUCCGGACUUCAAUCGCAACCUCGGCCCGAGCACUCAAGACUGCCCUGCAGAACCCAGAGCUCGCGUCCUUUGUCGACGCGGCGCAGUAUCCUGGAUCAAACUCGUACGCGGCCACGAUGGUUGACCCCCCGCGCAAGAUCCUGAAUGCAGCGUCUCCCCAACACUCGAUGGCGUCUGUCGCAGAGCAAGUCACAGUGGCGCUGGCUCUGUGCAAACCCAGGCGCACGCGGAUCUUCACGGACUUCUGGUCGGCGGCGAUGGCCUUUCUCGCCAGCUCGGUCUCGGCCGAGGCAGCGGCGGUGCUGAGAACCCGCCAGCCAGGCACGGCCCGUCACGUCCUCACUUGGUUUUCGGCGCACAUGGGUCGGAACGUCUCCCCCGGCUCGAUCGACCCCAUUGAGCUGGCCCACGACCAGCCGCGAGGUCUCGUCAACUGCGCCGGUCCGAGGUGCCCGAAUUCGCAGGGGAUCGACCGAAACACGGACCCGCUGCUUACUUUCCACGAGAUCACUGCUCACUACCAGCUGGGACGCAGGCAGUUUCCGGCUCCUCACCCGAAGCCAGGCAGACCCCAGGCCUCGGUGCUGAGAAUGCUGCCGACGGGCUCCUUUCCGUCUUGAUCCAGGCUGAGCCACUACACUCCGGGUGUGGAUCCCCGCUGCCCCGACUGCGGCCAGGAACGGUCCACUUUGAAUCACAUGCUGCGGCAAUGUUCUGCGUUGCGCCACUCGCCUUUCAACAGGCAAGAAGAUUGGGAAAAAAACCGUGAAGAGCGACGACUUUCAAGUCCAGCUUCGGGCUGUCCAAAGGGCCUGCAACAGGGCUGAAGAUCACGGUCUUCUGCCCCCGGCGCGGGUGCGGCCCGCAACUGCGACAACGUAGUCCCUUAGGACCAAAUAAAGUUUCUGGUCUGUCUGUA
Dermacentor albipictus is the source of this 1404-nucleotide messenger RNA. RefSeq lists its product as uncharacterized. The record is from RefSeq and is a predicted model, not a curated record. Lineage: Eukaryota; Metazoa; Arthropoda; Arachnida; Ixodida; Ixodidae.